Messenger RNA from Cantharellus anzutake, 1069 nucleotides. RefSeq lists its product as uncharacterized. NCBI's taxonomy places the organism in Eukaryota, Fungi, Basidiomycota, Agaricomycetes, Cantharellales, Hydnaceae. The coding region runs from base 230 to 973 and encodes 247 amino acids. The transcript is spliced from 2 exons. The record is from RefSeq and is a predicted model, not a curated record.
CACCAGCAUCCAUUUAUGCAACACCUACACCAACACCAAACAUCCAUCCAAUCCCAGGCGAAGAUGGCGUAGCGCUUGAAAAAGAGGCAAACGACCUAAUAGUAAAAGCCUGGAGGAGAACAUUGGGUUCCCCACUCUCAGCAUCUGCACACUAUGAACAAAGUUCCGUAAGUGCUCUAAUUCCCGAGGUUGCCAGUACUCGUGCUAAUCUUUAAAGAAGGCGCCCAAAAUGUUUCAGUCUUUACGCAGACAGCUGAAACGAAUCCCGAAGCUAGGGAGUCGAAUAUUCCAUCUUCCCGCUUGGUCACGCCCUUCAGCCCGCCAUCGAAAGGCCAGCGGACCCACGCGUGACGUUGGGCAGAACAUAAGCUCCAAGAUGUCCUCUGAGCAACCCAGCAAUUCCGGUAUAGAGGCUUCACAAGCCCUCGCCCAUAGUUGGCCUCCCUUCUCCGAGCCCUCACGUGAGCAGGAAGAAGUGGAUGAGGCGGGUUUGGUGCCAAAUGCUGCAAUCGUCCUGCAACAUCCUUCGCAUUCGCCACGGAGUAACGGGGAUCCAGGGCCACACCUCGGAGUCUACACUCAAGAUGCAUCAACGGUUGCACGGGAAGUCGGCCCGGAAUGUGCGGUCGCCGAUGCGUUCGGUCAUCGAUUUGAUGACUUGCCUUUGCCUCCCGCCCCUGUAUUCGUUGCCGAUUUGGCCAGGGACUGGGCAAGAACAUCAUGGACAGGGGGUACGGGAAUUUCUGUCGCACGUACAGUCUCUCUCCCGCCGUCCAUCCUCCCCAGCUCCCGUGCAAGCAUCACUCAGUCAGACGUGACUAAUGAUCAACCAAGUCCAGUAUCUGGAUUAAAUUCCGAGUGUCCAGAGUGUUCCAACAAAUGUGCUGUCUACACGACCCCGUUAGAGCUGCAUUUCAUGAUGGAGGAAAUGGGUCGAUCUUUAAGGACUACGUGCGGAUGCGCCAACAAAUGAUAUGGUACGCGAUUGAUUGUUCCUGCGCAUCCAACAAGCCGAGGCUUAGAUGGGACGCCUCGUUCAGACUGCACCAUACAAUAUACCUUGUAUAAU